Molecule: messenger RNA, 1105 nt
Organism: Macadamia integrifolia
Lineage: Eukaryota; Viridiplantae; Streptophyta; Magnoliopsida; Proteales; Proteaceae
Product: glycosyltransferase BC10-like
Exons: 3
Coding region: 122-1105 (327 amino acids)
Cellular component (GO): membrane
Molecular function (GO): glycosyltransferase activity
Source: RefSeq, a predicted model, not a curated record
UUUAUACUUCCCUCAGUUCUAUCCAUCUACUACUACAUCUUGGCCUUCUCCUUAUUUAUGUAAUUACUCUUCUUUUCCAUCCCCUUCGUCUUCUACUUCUUCGACCUUGAAUAGUUCUACCAUGACAACCACGACGGUAAGGACGCCAAUGAAGCAAGGAGUACUACCAGCAGAUUGGGUAGCCCCUAAGGAGCAGCUAUGGCACUCGAUGAGAGAAAAAGAGCUGAUGUGGCUGGCAUCUAUGUCGCCCCUUGUCGAGGACUACCCCUUCAACAGGACUCCAAAGGUUGCAUUCAUGUUCUUGACCAGGGGUAGACUCCCACUCCGACCACUUUGGGAGAGGUUCUUCAGUAGACACCAUGGAUUGUUCUCCAUCUACCUCCAUUGCCCACCUGAUUUUAACGAGGAACCACCCCAAUCUUCUGUGUUUUUCAACCGUAGGAUACUAAGCAAGCCAGUCCAAUGGGGAAGAGCAACAAUGAUCGAUGCAGAGAGGCGCCUAUUAGCCAAUGCACUCCUGGACUUGUCUAAUGAGAGAUUUGUAUUGCUCUCCGAGACAUGCAUUCCUGUAUUCAAUUUCACUACAGUCUACAACUACCUCAUCAACUCCAAUCACAGCUUCCUUGGCUCUUUCGACGACCCACGCCCUGUAGGCCGUGGUCGAUACAACAAGCGGAUGUGGCCAAUUGUAGUAUCCCUCUCUGAUUGGCGCAAAGGGUCCCAGUGGUUUGAAGUGCACCGGAAGCUCGCAAUUCAGAUAAUUUCUGACCAGAAGUACUAUCCGGUCGUCCGACAACAUUGCAGGCGUUCAUGUCACAUGGACGAACAUUACUUGCCAACCCUUGUGACUAAGCUCCACCCGGACCUGAACUCGAAUAGGAGCAUCACUUGGGUGGAUUGGACAAAUGGUGGUUCGCACCCAAGAAGGUUCGUCGGGAGGGAUGUUUCUCAGUCAUUGUUGAACCGGGUUCGGUGUGGUUUUAAUUGCUCUUACAAUGGUAAUUAUACUAGUUCAAUUUGCUUCCUCUUUGCAAGGAAAUUUCAUCCCAGCACUUUGGAGCUAUUGUUAAGGAGUUCUCCAGCAAUGUUUGGUUUUGAUCCUUGA